Messenger RNA from Paramisgurnus dabryanus, 1181 nucleotides. Lineage: Eukaryota; Metazoa; Chordata; Actinopteri; Cypriniformes; Cobitidae. The record is from RefSeq and is a predicted model, not a curated record.
AGCGAACAGGAAGUAAGUGAACGCUUUCUAAAAAUAUGUAAUUUAUAAGUACUCAGGAUUUUACUGUACUGAAGAGAAUUGAAUAUAUUGUUAAUACACAGCACACAGGAUGAGUACCAAUGACUUUGCUGUCCUCCACACUGGAAGGAAGAUGCCCCUUGUGGGACUUGGGACAUGGAAGAGUGAACCUGGAAAGGUAAAACAGGCUGUGAUUUGGGCAUUGCAAUCUGGAUAUCGGCAUAUUGACUGUGCUCCCGUUUAUGCAAAUGAGCCGGAGAUUGGUGAGGCUUUUCAGGAAAUGCUGGGGCCUGACAAAGCCAUAAGACGAGAGGAUGUAUUUGUGACUUCCAAACUUUGGAACUCAAGGCACCACCCAGAUGAUGUGGAGCCAUCUUUGUUAAAGACCUUGAAAGAUUUGAAGCUGGAGUACCUGGACCUUUACCUUAUCCACUGGCCACAUGCCUUCCAACGAGGUGAUAACUAUUUUCCCAAAAAGGAGGAUGGAACCAUACUGUAUGAUGACACAGACUACAAGCUUACAUGGGCCGCAAUGGAAAAGCUUGUUGGAAAGGGUCUUGUCAGGGCCAUUGGGCUCUCAAACUUCAACAGCAGACAGAUUGACGACAUCUUAUCAGUUGCGAACAUCAAACCGUCUGUUUUACAGGUGGAGUGUCACCCGUACCUUGCACAGGUUGAACUGCUAGCUCAUUGCCGUGACCGGGGUUUGGUGAUGACUGCAUACAGUCCAUUAGGAUCUCCUGACCGAGCCUGGAAGCAUCCAGAGGAGCCUGUCCUGUUGGCGGAGCCGGUCAUUGCUACACUAGCCCAAAAGUACAACAAGAGUCCUGCUCAGAUUAUCAUCAGGUGGCAAACUCAGCGAGGAGUAGUGACUAUCCCAAAGAGCAUCACAGAGUCUCGGAUCAAAGAGAAUAUCCAGCUGUUUGAUUUUAGUCUUGACCCUGAGGAAAUGAGCCAAGUGACGGCAUUGAAUAGAGGCUGGCGUUACAUUGUGCCUACCAUUACAGUUGAUGGAAAGUCUGUACCCCGAGAUGCAGGACAUCCUCUCUACCCUUUUAAUGACCCAUAUUAAUAUACACUUAAGCAGGGUUCUGUGCCUUGGAAAGUAUGCUCAUUUACUUGCCUGUAUACUUGUAAACAAUAAACGGUUUGUUACGUAUUAA